Messenger RNA from Colletotrichum truncatum, 1203 nucleotides. RefSeq names its product serum paraoxonase arylesterase. Lineage: Eukaryota; Fungi; Ascomycota; Sordariomycetes; Glomerellales; Glomerellaceae. The record is from RefSeq and is a predicted model, not a curated record.
AUGGGCUUCGUUUUGCAAACCAGCGUCUUAUUCGCUGUCGUCAUCGCUGUGGGCCUGCAGCUCAUGCUGAAGGACCCUAUCAAGCUGGCAUUCGGCCUCGGCAAGACGAUCCAGCCUCUUUCUGACUUCCCCUAUGAUUGUCGCCGGAUUGAGGACCCCCGGCUACAAGCAUGCGAGGACAUGUGGUUGUCGGAGUCGACACGCCAGCUCUUCCUGGCCUGCUCUGACUCCUUGGCUCGCCAGCGGUGGAUGCCCAACGCCCAUCAAUUUAACGUCUCUGGACGCUCGACUCGAGAUGCCAUAGUUGCUCUUGACAUUGAUAAGCCCAAAGGCGAUGCGUUCGAGUAUCGCACUCUCUCAACCCCCGGCUUCACAGGCACUGCUGGCGAUGGCUUGCUUCAACUCGUGGGCUUUACGGGUAUCGAUGCUCCCAAUGGUGACCGGGUGGAGCUUCUUGUAGUCAACAACCGGCCGCCAAUUGACCCUGCUACUGGCGAGGUACUCGAUGAGGCGCACGAGGGCGCCAACUCCACCAUCGAGGUCUUUGAGACCGGUCCUUUGGCCACGGGGCUGAAGCAUAUCCGCACGUUAGCUAAUGCAAACAUCUCUAGUCCUAACAGAAUAGCUGCUCUUUCCAGCACUUCCUUCUAUUUCACCAACAACAGCGGCGACAAAAAGAGGGGACUGGGAUUCUUUCUGAGCGGGUUCAUGGGCCACGGUGAUGUAGCUUACUGCUCGGCCUCGGGAUGCAAGCGCGUCUAUACCAACCUCAAGGUGCCCAACGGCUUGGUCCGUGGUCUUGACGGCCUCAUUUACGUUCCAAGCGCCUUGUUCGGUGGAGUCAAGGUGUUCCGCGUCCGACCCGACAACAAUGGGCUCGUAUGGGUGGCAGACAUCCCUGUGCCUUAUGGCAUUGACAAUCUGUCCGUGGACAGUAAGGGCGACCUAUACGCUGCAGUAUUCCCGCGAGGUGCCGAGAUCCUGCAGUCGUUUGAGGACCCUUUCAACGCAAGACCCAAGAGCGCUGCUGUGCGCAUCCAUAAGGAUAGUGAGGGUGCCUACACGUGGGAGAAGAUUAUCGAGGAUGGCGAGGGAGAGGUGCUUCCUGGCACGACGACAGUUGUGCACGAUGCGAAAACCGGAAGGCUGUUUUUCAGCGGUGUGGUAUCGCCAUUCAUCGCAGUGUGUGAACCUAAAAAGUAA